Messenger RNA from Penicillium olsonii, 1038 nucleotides. The record is from the annotation of a GenBank genome assembly. NCBI's taxonomy places the organism in Eukaryota, Fungi, Ascomycota, Eurotiomycetes, Eurotiales, Aspergillaceae.
AUGGGCUACUAUGGUGGUCUUGGCCCCAUGACCAACGCGGUCCUCUGGGUAGAGGUUGUUAUCUUCGCCGUCUUUGUGGGGCUAAGGCUUUAUACACGAAAGUUCAUAUUAAGUGCCAUUGGGCUUGACGACUAUCUGGUUGUGGUCGCGCUAGUUUUUCACAUAGCAUACACUGCCUUCGUUACAGCAGGGACCGUCUACGGUCUGGGACGACUGUUUGCUGAUGUCGGCGAUCCGGUCAUAUAUUUCACAGCACUCAAAUAUGAGAUUUUCAGUCAAGUUGCUGGGAUCAUGGUCAUUGGGGUGGGAAAGAGUGCUGUUGGGGUGUUCUUGCUUCGGAUUGUACGGAACAAGAUCCAGAUCUGGAUUAUCUGGGGUUGCCUCGCGAUCACUACCAUCAUCACGCUCUUCGCCAGCAUCACUGUCGUGGUGCAGUGCAUUCCGGUCGAGAAAUCCUGGAACCCCAGUACACCAGGUCAUUGCUGGAUUGACUUUUCCAAAGUUGGCUACACGGUUGGAUCAUGGUUCGUCGCCGCCGACUUCGCCUUUGCUAUCCUGCCCUGGUUUGUGGUUUGGGAUCUCAACAUGAAGCAAAAGGAAAAGAUCACCGUUGCUUGUGGUCUUAGUCUUGGAAUAUUUGCCGGAAUUUGUGGAAUCAUCCGCACCAAAGCCCUGUCGGGCUUGAACGCUUCAGAGUACAUAUCCACCGAGAGCUGCGUCACCAUAAUGUGCUCGUCGAUCCCCGUUCUGCGCCCUCUCUACGUUCGCAUCAAGUACGGCAAGGAUGGCAAGAGCAGUUCUUCCUCCGGCAAUACAUCCUACAAGAUGCCUAUGUAUGGCAACAACAGGAAGUGGGGCAAGUUCGGCAAAUCUGACCUCGAGUCUUCUGUCGAGCCGGAUGAUAUCUCUUACCAGACGACUGUGAUGAAACAUGGUCCCAGGAACUCUAGUGAUGAGAACAUCCUGCGUGGCGCUGCUGGCAUUGAGAGAACUGACGAGAUUUCAGUCAGCUAUGAGCAAUAUACGACGAAGCCUUAG